ACAAAAUAGUUUAGUAUAUAAUUGUAGUAAUAACAACAUAAAGACAUGACAAAGAGUAAAAAUGAGGGUGGUAAUAUAAAUAUAUAAAUACAUUCUCAUCAGCAAAUAAUGGAAAACUGAAAAAUACUAAGAUAGACAGAUGAAGUAAUACGUGCACUUAAAACUUAAUUCUCAAUAUUUAUGUAAAUGAAAACUAUUUGCUGAAAUGAAAAGGGUAUACAUACUUUUUAUAUAUAUUUUUUCCUUUGGCAGAUAUCAGCAAAUCCCGGGAAGAACCACCUGUGCAGCCAAUGAUGAAUAUAUACCCAAGAACUCUGAUUGGGGACCGGAUGACCGGAUGAGCAAUUUAGGUGUCUAAGUAUUGAGUCAAGGAGGGCAAAGGCCUUCAAUCUAGAUGAAUUUGCUGAUCUUUUUGCAAAAAAAACCCCACAAAAAUCGUAGAAUACAGUUACUGUGACCAAUACUGAAUAUGUAACGCAAAUGUAAAAAAUAAAAUUGAAAUGAAAAUACAUUGUUGAAUGAUUAUAAACAUGGUAUUUUGCCUGUUAAUGUCUGCAAUGCAGUGCAGAAAGUGAUAUGACAACCAUAAGGUCUAAAUGUACAACCCAGUCUCACGGCAGUUCGUGUCACAGGACACGAAAUGUAAUCUAUUCAAAUCGUGUUCGUGGACACGAAUUUGCCCUUUUUUUCGUGUCCCUCAGCACGACUUUCGAUCUAAUGUAUUUCAAUAGGAAGCAUCUUUCGUGUCUGCACCACGUUUUUUUCUGCCACUCGGAAGCAUUGUUUUUGCUCAUUUGUUCAUUCAUUUUAAUUCAUUUUUAAUCUUUAAGCACUACAUUACUCAACAUUUAAGCAGGAGAUUUUUAUCCUUGUUAUUAUUGCUUUGUGCUAUGGUCUACUUUUACUGUGUUGAAGACGUCAGCUAAAACUAGCUGUUGACCCACCGCCGAUUCUCUUUUAAUGACAUCCUCAUCUUUCUUUCAACACAUAAACACGAAAGUGUGCUUGAUAAUGCAACAAUACGAUGUCAUGACCAUCCGUAUUAUUUUAUUUUCCUUCUACUACAACCCAGUCUCACGGCAGUUCGUGGCAUAGUCACGAACUGUAAUCUAUUGAUUCGUGUUCGUGGACACGUAUUUCCCUUCUUUCGAUCUAAUGUCUCACGGCAGUUCGUGUCACAGGACACGAAAUGUAAUCUAUUCAAUUCGUGUUCGUGGACACGAAUUUCCCUUUUUUUUUCGUGUCCCUCAGCACGACUUUCGAUCUAAUGUAUUUCAAUAGGAAACUUUUUUCGUGUCCCUCAGCACGACUUUCGAUCUAAUGUAUUUCAAUAGGAAACUUUUUUCGUGUCCCUCAGCACGACUUUCGAUCUAAUGUAUUUCAAUAGGAAGCAUCUUUCGUGUCUGCACCACGUUUUUUUCCUGCCACUCGGAAGCAUUGUUUUUGACCAUUGGUGACUCAUUUUUAAUUCAUUUUUAAUCUUUAAGCACUACAUUACUCAACAUUUAAGCAGGAGAUUUUUAUCCUUGUUAUUAUUGCUUUGUGCUAUGGUCUACUUUUACUGUGUUGAAGACGUCAGCUAAAACUAGCUGUUGACCCACCGCCGAUUCUCUUUUAAUGACAUCCUCAUCUUUCUUUCAACACAUAAACACGAAAGUGUGCUUGAUAAUGCAACAAUACGAUGUCAUGACCAUCCGUAUUAUUUUAUUUUCCUUCUACUACAACCCAGUCUCACGGCAGUUCGUGGCAUAGUCACGAACUGUAAUCUAUUGAUUCGUGUUCGUGGACACGUAUUUCCCUUCUUUCGAUCUAAUGUCUCACGGCAGUUCGUGUCACAGGACACGAAAUGUAAUCUAUUCAAUUCGUGUUCGUGGACACGAAUUUCCCUUUUUUUUUCGUGUCCCUCAGCACGACUUUCGAUCUAAUGUAUUUCAAUAGGAAACUUUUUUCGUGUCCCUCAGCACGACUUUCGAUCUAAUGUAUUUCAAUAGGAAACUUUUUUCGUGUCCCUCAGCACGACUUUCGAUCUAAUGUAUUUCAAUAGGAAGCAUCUUUUGAGUCCGCUCCACGUUUUUCUUUCUGCCACUCGGAAGCAUUCGGACAGUAAACUAAAUACUACAGUACCCAUGAGCCUUUUCUAUUUUUACUAUGUUGAUGACGUCAGCUAAAACUACCUGUUGACCCACCGCCGAUUCUCUUUUAAUGACAUCCUCAUCUUUCUUUCAACACAUAAACACGAAAGUGUGCUUGAUAAUGCAACAAUACGAUGUCAUGACCAUCCGUGUUAUUUCAUUCUCCUUCUAUUGUGAGAACGGGGGAUUAACUGUGAUUAUUAAGUCAAUUAAAAUAAUAUAAAAAAUAAAUUAAAUUAAUUAGUGGACGCCCGCAUUACCCGUGAGCCUCAGCGGAGACGGCUGCUAUGGAGACGGAGCCAGCCCGCUUUGCGAUUGGUUGAUUUCUGCAGGCCGCGAAUUCUCCUUCAUUGCGCUCAACCCACUUCCCAGAUCCCGUCUAACUUCACCUUCACCCUAUAUAAUCACCUCAUUCCCAAAAACCAAAGGCACUUUUAAGAGCCAAUCUAUCUAUCUAUCUAUCUAUCUAUCUAUCUAUCUAUCUAUCUAUCUAUCUAUCUAUCUAUCUAUCUAUCUAUCUAUCUCUCUCUCUCUCCUAUCCAUCUCUUCAAUAUCUAUCUGUUCUCUAUCUCAAUUUCUCUAUUUCUCAGUCUUUCCUCUCUUUCUGUCUUUUGUCUACUUGUCUGUUAUCUGUCUCUGUCUGUCAGUCUGUCUGUCCAGUUGCUUGCUAUAAUGCCAGGGGGGUCUACAAAAAAGAUUUGUCCAUUUUGUCAGGGCAUUUUAUUUUGUGCACAGAAAAUAUGUUGCCAUUGUCAAAAGGAGCAGCCUCUGAAGCAGCGCCUCAAGAAGAAGCUUCAGAGGUUUGAUGACAAGCGAGAGGAAUGGGUGUUUGGUCGUAAGAAGAACCACACCAGUGGAUCCAUCAAGGAUGAAGCCAUAAUCAUGCUUGAGAAACUCCAUGCCAUUGGAUACAAGCCAGUUCUGCUCCUUGGAAAGGAAAACAAAAAAAAAGAAAAUAAGUGUGAAAUAUUAACUCCUCGCUGCACACUCUCCACCUGUGCCCAGGACUACCUUCAGAGGAUAGGCCCAAUAUAUGAAAAAAUUUGUGAUGGUUGGACCAAGGAUAUCGAUGAUGAUCAGCUGAUUACGCUGCACCUCACACCCUGUGACCCAUUGGAGAACACAAGCAACCGUGAGGUGGUGAGGACCACGCGGGUGGAGCAGACGAGCACUACAGAGGGGGAGAUGGAGCAGACGAGCACUACAGAGGAGAGUAUGGAGCAGACGAGCACUACAGAGGGGGAAAUGGAGCAGAUGAGCACUACAGAGGGGAGGAUGGAGCAGACGAGCACUACAGAGGAGAGUAUGGAGCAGACGAGCACUACAGAGGGGAGGAUGGAGCAGACAAGCACUACAGAGGGGAGGAUGGAGCAGAUGAGCACUACAGAGGGGAGGAUGGAGCAGACAAGCACUACAGAGGGGAGGAUGGAGCAGAUGAGCACUACAGAGGGGAGGAUGGAGCAGACAAGCACUACAGAGGGGAGGAUGGAGCAGAUGAGCACUACAGAGGGGAGGAUGGAGCAGACAAGCACUACAGAGGGGAGGAUGGAGCAGAUGAGCACUACAGAGGGGAGGAUGGAGCAGACAAGCACUACAGAGGGGAAGAUGGAGCAGACGAGCACUUCGGAGGGUCAAGCUGUCUUCACAGGGUCAGCCAGGGGCACAGUCACAAGUCCCAAAAAGAAAAAGUCAGGUGGACUAAGACAUAUGCCAGAGAGGAAAAAGCCACAAAAGAAUUGCUCCUAUCACGCUCGCUUAGAGACUUUCCCCAUCAGGAGUGUUGUAAGAGAAAGAGUGAGAAAGGGCAAAGCAGAAAUGUUGGUUGACUGGGAGCCCUGUCCAGUAUGUGGCAAGGAGUGGGCCCAUUCCUGGCAGCCAAAGGAUUCUCUUCAAAUGAAUAAAAAUAAAUAAAAUGUACAAUUGUAAUCCA
Tachysurus vachellii is the source of this 4062-nucleotide messenger RNA. RefSeq names its product involucrin-like. Bases 2805 to 4043 code for a protein of 412 amino acids. NCBI's taxonomy places the organism in Eukaryota, Metazoa, Chordata, Actinopteri, Siluriformes, Bagridae. The transcript has 9 exons. The record is from RefSeq and is a predicted model, not a curated record.